Rotaria sp. Silwood1 is the source of this 2283-nucleotide messenger RNA. NCBI's taxonomy places the organism in Eukaryota, Metazoa, Rotifera, Eurotatoria, Philodinida, Philodinidae. The record is from the annotation of a GenBank genome assembly.
AUGGAAGAGAACGUAUCCACGCCGCACACACAACGUAAUUCAUCAACAAUCAAUGAAUCAUUCGACAAUGGUCAAUCGGAUCACCACAACAUAACAGAACGAAGACACCAUGCUGAUAUUAGUACACGACAACCAUCACCAAUGGAAUAUACCUUACAAACAACACAUACAAUUAUUAUUCCACCAUCGACAGCGAUAUCAACAUUUAAUGGAAGCAUUUGGGAAAAUCCUCGUCAGUUCCUUAUUCGAGUGAAAGAAUAUGCAGAAACAAUAAAUCAUUGGAACGAUCAAGCGUUACUCAACGGCAUCUCUCAAUUCCUUCGAGACAUGGCCCUGGAAUGGUACUGUCAAUUACGUACCUCAAACCGACACCUGCAAACGUGGACAGAUUUUAUAGCAAUUUUUCUUAAUCAAUUUAAUUCGCCGAUGCGACGAGCACGACAAGAACAACAAUGGAAAAAUUACAAACAAGAAGAAAACGAAACAAUCAACGAAUUUAUCGUUCGAUUUCGUGCCCUUUGGCAAGAACAAAAGCCAAACGAAACUGAAGAUGAUCUCAUACGACACCUGAUGUGCAAGAUGAGAAAUAAUUUUUUAACGAUGAUUAGAAUAUCUCGAUGUGGAUCAUUCGAUGAAAUUAUUAUAGAAGCACAGAAAAUUGAAGAAAUUCUCUACCAAAGAAACAAACAAUUAUACAGAAAUUCUAACCAAGAUAGAGCACAAAAUAACACAUCAACAACAUCAAUGCACAACAACGAUGAUCAAUACGAAAUGCAAGCAGUGUCGACACAUCAAAAGAAUCGACAAAUGAAAACAUACGCGAAAGAAAGUUAUACAAAUAAAAAUUAUGGCAACAAUCAUCAAUCAGCACAAUGGGUGAAUUACUCAUCAUACCCAACGACAAAUCGACGAGAUAUUUACUUCACAUAUAAAGCAAAAUGUUAUGCCUGUGGAAAAAAAGGCCACAAUAGAAACAACUGUCCAUAACAAUAUAAUACUUAUGCACAACAACAACCAUGGUACUACCAAAAAAACGACGAUGGAGCGCACGAUGGAUGGGCAAUGGCUCUCCAAACGAAAUUAUUCCGUCCAACUCUCCGCCGAAAUUCAUACCGCUGACAUCCACAACACUAAUUCACUAACAUUAUUCGGUAUGAUAGCAGGAAGACGAACACAAUUACUCAUCGAUUCGGGAGCAUCGCUUAUAUUAAUUGAUCUUCAUUUUUUUCUUCAACUGCCGAAAUAUUAUCGUAAAAGAGCAUGUCUACCUCCUUCGAAUUUAUGUCUUCAAUUAGCGGAUACAUUACAACUUUAUGUUAAAUAUGCCCUAUCACUUCCAAUCACCAUCUCAAACUCAACACGUAUACGUUGAGUAUAUGUUGUUCCAAAAUUCUGGCGUUCAUGCAUUAUCGGUAAUGAUCUAAUUCAUAAACAUAACCUUCAAAUUGACGGCGGUCGACAAUAUGCAUACUUUAAAACAAAGAACAUACAUACACAGAUGCAACAGGAAAGAAAAGAAAAAUUUAAUAACGACGAUGCAUAUAUCUUAUUAGCCAAUGAACGUAUUAAAAUUUCACCGUUCCAUACAUUCAAUAUUGAAGUCAAGCCAAACAGGCCAUUCUCAAUUAUAGAAAAGAAGAACGAAGAAGAUGAAUACGAAGUGACAUCAAUAAAAGAAACACCAGGUGUAGCUAAUGGCAUUAUCGCACCGAGCCAACACAUGAAACUGCAGGUGACUAAUUUAACAAAAAGAACAAUUAUAAUUCACCGGAAUCAACCGCUCGCCACAAUGACUCGUCUUAAUCAAUCACAAUUCAACAUGAUGCAACAUGGAAAAAUAUCGUCAACAAUCAACCAAACGAUAUCAACAGUGGAGAAUGAACCAAAUUUAAUCAACACCGACUUAGAUGAACAUCGAAAGAAAGAAAUAAAAAAACUCAUUCAUACAUUCCCUGACGUUUUUAGAGUCUAUGGGCUUUUUUUAUUUCAAACUGAAUUCUAAAAUCAAAAAAACCACACCAGUUUCUUCCGAAUCAAACUUCUCUCGUUUGAUACUACGUAGUCUCACUAAAAACCCUUAGUCCCCCCUAGUCCUGCAAAGUCCCCCUUAGCCCCCCCCACAAAAAGCUUAGUCCCCGCUUAGUCCCCUGUGCAGGGGACUAAAGCCUAUAGUACACAAAACCACAAGCACACCCUCACCCUCACUCGCGCGCCCACACCCGCACCAUGGGUGUGGGUGUGUGUGUGGGUCCCAGACCAACACCCACACCCUCAGUCACACCC